Messenger RNA from Neurospora crassa OR74A, 1936 nucleotides. RefSeq lists its product as hypothetical. The record is from RefSeq and is a predicted model, not a curated record. Lineage: Eukaryota; Fungi; Ascomycota; Sordariomycetes; Sordariales; Sordariaceae. Bases 368 to 1816 code for a protein of 482 amino acids. The transcript has a single exon.
AUGGACAAUGUUUUCGACCAGUGGAGAUUAUGAGGGCAAUGCAGUCAAUGUAAUAAGACCGAUGCGUUUGCCCCUCUUUCUCUUUCCCCCCUUCUUUCCCGUCUUUCUUUCCUCUCUUCCACUUGAGACAACUGCCAUUGCCGUAUCCGACGCAUGUUGGCGGAAGCAACGCCUUCUCACAUUUUGUGAUUUCGGCGGUCUCCCCUCCAAACGCUAUCAUCCAAUUCUCCCACUCACGCGUAUCUUGAUCUCUUUACUCAGUUCCUACUGUCAUUCACUUCAACAUUAUCAGUCAGCUUGAUGAUAUUCUUCCUGAGCACUCUGAUUCAGUUCCCCAACAGCAGAGGCUGGAGAUACUAAGCCGACAAUGAUGGCUCAAAUGAUCAACCAACAAGCGGCAGCAAUCCGCGGAAAGAAUUUUUGGGAUCUGUUCACUUCCAUAACCUCAAAAAGCCAACAACAGCAACCAGUUGAUGCACGUGUACCAAGCGCCGGAGUUGACCCAGAUCAGCCGCGGCAGGGAACGGGGAUACCAACAAAGAAGACGCCGAUUACAACGACGACAACGACGAUGACGCGGACCACAACCAAGACUAGUAAAGUGACAUUCUGGUCCCUACCCCGCGAAAUCCGCGACAUGAUAUGGAACGAACUUCUCAUCCCAGAAGACGACAUCUUCGCAGCCAACAUAUCGUGCAACUGCCGAUGCGACGUUCGAGGCAUUCAGGAGCAUGUCCGUGAGAGAAACGAGUCGCUGUUUAACAACUCAUCUAGAACGUCCGGGAGGUCUGAGGAGAUCGUUUAUAAUUCUCUGCUCUUCAGCUGCCAACCGCCGCUCUUGGCCCAUAUUUGCUACGAAUCCCGCGAGUAUGCGCGGAGACGGUACGAGUCGGCGUAUAGAAAGGUGCAUGCAAGUGUCGAUUUUCGUGAGCAUCUGGAGGAUGCUGAACUGUUCGCGAAGAUGGAAGGGAGGCUGCAGUGGCUUUCUAGAAAGGUUGUACGGUAUUUACGCUUUGAACUCGGCGACAGCGAGGUGGAGGAGGAGGAAGAAGAAGGAGAAGAAGGAGAAGAAGGAGAAGAAGGAGAAGAAGGAGAAGAAGGAGAAGAAGGAGAAGAAGAAGGAGAAGAGGACAAUGACAACAUCUCACACGUGCCAUCUGAGGAGAACGGCGAUCUAGAAGCGCCAUUGGGGCAAAACAACAGCCAAGAGUUGCCCCUUAUGGAUGACGAUAAUUUAGAGAUGGAUCUUGGGGGGAAUAAUCGCCUGGCGGCUUUCCUGCGAAGAAAUCUCCGCAUCCUUGAGGAAAAUCCUCUUGGGGAGGAUGAUGUUCUGCUCCUCCGCUGUCAUCAAGCGAUGAGUGCCUCGAAAAGUGUUCGACUAGCCAUCCUUGAUCUUUUGACGAAGGCUAAUGACUAUCAGAUCAAAGUAGUCUGUGAACUCCCGGGUUAUUGGGCUGUUCCUUUAGCCGCGUGGGCAAUGGACCCAUGGGGGUUGUUUCGCAAUCGAACUCCCGGCUGUGAGUUUGACAAGUACGAAUUCGGGUAUACGAACCGCUUCGUUGACACUCGCAACCUUCUUGACUUCUUUGGCUUCGAGGCCCUUAUGAAGUCGUUCCUCUUUGGCUUUGGUCUUUCUGAGGCAGAUGAGGCCGUGGACAAGUUUGUCAGCGAUACGGAGUACCGAAAUCAACUAUUGGCGGAAUACUUGAAGCCUUUCGAGACCUUGUGGGUCGAGGGAGUAAAGGACAUGAAAUCGUCACGAUAUGGACGAAUGCCAAAGCUCGGAACCGUUAUUGAGGUUUACCUGGGAAGUUAAAUCUAGUGCACAGACGUUGAUGGAGGCAUACUCUUGAAGACUUAGAUUGAUCGAGCGAGUAACGUGAGAUAAAUUGAAACAAGGCAUAGGUAAUUCAAUGUUCAAAGCAGGGGAUUGGUG